Angiostrongylus costaricensis is the source of this 660-nucleotide messenger RNA. The record is from the annotation of a GenBank genome assembly. NCBI's taxonomy places the organism in Eukaryota, Metazoa, Nematoda, Chromadorea, Rhabditida, Metastrongylidae.
CUGUAUUUCCAGGUUAUUUUUCUACAUGGACUGGGUGAUUCUGGCGAUGGUUGGUCAGAUGUAUUCGCUCAUGAAAUCCGCCACGACAAUAUCAAAUAUGUAUGCCCCAGUAGCGCUUCGCGUCCAGUUACGUUGAACAUGGGUAUGCGAAUGCCAGCUUGGUUCGAUUUAUUUGGGUUGGAUGCUAGUGCUCGUGAAGACACUGAAGGAAUUGCUCAAGCCACGCGACUUGUACAUGGAAUGAUUGACUCUGAGGUUUCAACAGGAAUACCAUCAGAGAAAAUCAUCUUAGGAGGAUUCUCCAUGGGUGGAGCAUUGGCACUGUACGCUGGUCUUACAUAUCCACAUAAACUUGGUGGUAUCAUCGGCCUGAGCUCUUUUCUUAUUCAACGCGAUAAAUUACCCGGAAAUCAUACAGCGAACAAAUCCACGCCUAUCUUCUUAGGACAUGGUUCAAACGAUUUCCUCGUCCCACUAACAUUCGGUCAACUUACUGAAGGCCUUCUCAAAGCGUUCAAUCCGAACGUAAAACUGACUGUCUACAAUGGAAUGGGUCAUAGUAGCUGCCCUGAGGUUGAUUUUAAAUUUUCUUCAGUUCCUGCUGAUGUUUUUUUUCGUACUAAGUAUCCGUACAGAUUAGUUUUAAAGGUUAUUGUAUAG